This is a messenger RNA of Lachancea sp. 'fantastica', 1380 nucleotides long. The record is from the annotation of a GenBank genome assembly. Lineage: Eukaryota; Fungi; Ascomycota; Saccharomycetes; Saccharomycetales; Saccharomycetaceae.
AUGGGCAAUCAGGCUGUCACCACGAAACUGGUUUCUGUUGUGCAGCACAACGACCAACAUGGAUCCAGUGUUCCUCCAAUCUACCAAUCAACGACUUUCAAAGUGGGGUCACUCGAAGACGAUGCCUCCCAAGCAUACGACUACACCCGUUCGGGCAAUCCAACGCGGACGGUCGUGCAACACCAACUGGCGAAAUUGUAUGACGUUGACAGCUCGCAAGUGCUUGCUGUGAGCAGUGGGAUGACAGCACUCGAUAUGAUUUUGAGAGGUCUGGUACUCAAAAACACGAAUUCGGUGCCAACGAUCAUCGCGGGCGAUGAUCUAUACGGUGGAACCCAGCGUUUGUUAACGCAUCUGGGGGUCCGCGACCACGCACGCGUUCUGCAUGUGGACACAACCGAUUAUGAAGCGUUUGUGAGACUGUACAAGCAGCAACCACGCGUUGACUGUGUGCUACUGGAAUCGCCAACCAACCCGCUACUCAAAGUCGCGGAUUUGCCCCGGUUGGCCAAGUUCAUCAAACACGAAAACAAGAACUGUAUCGUCGCUAUUGAUAACACAAUGAUGAGCGGGAUGCUUUGCAAUCCGCUUCAAUUUGGAUGCGAUGUCGUCUACGAGUCCGCUACGAAGUAUUUGAAUGGUCACCACGACAUCAUGGCAGGCGUAAUUAUCACCAAAAAUAAGAAGCUCGCCGGUGAUAUCUACUUCGUAAUUAACUCCACGGGUUGUGGUCUUUCGCCGUUCGACUCGUGGCUCCUAAUAAGAGGUCUCAAGACCUUGGGGGUCAGAAUGUACCAACAGCAGCAUAAUGCCAUGGUUCUUGCUCACUGGCUUGAGGAUUCGUGCGGGUUCCGGAAAAGAAGUCCAAAGGAUCGUACCUUGACCAGAUACGUGGGAUUGAAGUCGCAUCCGCAAUUCGAACUGCACAAAUCCUACAACGCCGGGCCCGGUGCGCUGUUGUCGUUCGAGACAGGCUCUUUUGAACACUCCAGACGUUUGGUAUCGUCGCGGAAACUCAAAAUCUGGUCCGUAACCGUAUCAUUUGGCUGUGUCAACUCACUUAUUUCCAUGCCAGGGAAAAUGUCACAUGCCGCAAUCGACCCUGCCCUGCGGGAAGAACGUGAGUUUCCUGAGGAUAUCGUCAGGCUGUGUUGUGGUGUUGAAAACAUCGCCGACCUUCAGAACGAUCUACUUGGAGCUAUGGUGGACGCUGAUAUCAUCGAGCUGAGGGAUGGGGGCAAAACCCUAUAUAACAAGCUUAAUGGCAAUUUAGCAUCCAAUACCAUUGGCCAGGGCGAUCUCCCCAACAUCUAUGAGGAGUUCUUUGGUCCAAAUGGUGUAAGGCGUCAGUCCGUUGGCGUCUGCCGUGCCAAGCUAUAA